Molecule: messenger RNA, 1505 nt
Organism: Meloidogyne enterolobii
Lineage: Eukaryota; Metazoa; Nematoda; Chromadorea; Rhabditida; Meloidogynidae
Source: the annotation of a GenBank genome assembly
UUCUGAGAAAACAAGAUGAGAUGUUCUCCAAGAGGAUCUCCAGCGCUUCUUCAGCACUUCCCACACAAUUUGAAGGGACACCGGGUGUAUAUGCAAAGCGAGAGAGUCCGCCACAGAUUCCACCAACUAUUGUCGAGCGUUCUACUAAUUUAAAGGAUUCACGGUCAUUAAGUUCCAGUCAUGUCUCCCUUAUGCGUUCACGUUUGGACUCUUCAUCAGCUUCGAUAGCACCUUUAUUUCCGACGAUUACACCCACACCUGUUAUUUUGGAAAAAGCUAUUGAUAACAAUAAUUACAUAGGCAGUGGUUUUAGUGGUAGAGGCAACAGUAGCGAUGGCAGUGGAAGUUCCGUAAUUCGAAGGCUUUCUCAUACUCCACAACAAACCCAAAGAAAAGCAGUACCCCGACACGAACUUUCCUCCCACUCUUUUAAUGUCCCAACCUCUUCCUCUCACCAUCCAGCAGCCGCAUUUCGAAAUAAAACUCCAACGUCCAAUUUUAAUAAUACAAAUGCUCAACAAAGACGUUUUGGCAAACCAGCUUCAUUAGAAAAUGCUACUCGUGAUAGUCAUGAUUCCUCUGCCGAGGCAAUUGGUGUUCAGUCUUCCACAACAGGCCAUUAUGUUAAAGGUCGAUUGGGACCUUCUGUUAGCUUUGGAAAUGUUGUUGAAUCACUUAUUCCACCUCCAAUAGCUUUCCAAAAAGUUUAUGCUACGGCAGUUUCAGAUCAAAAUCAGCAACAAGAAUAUUGGGGAGGACAACAAAUAAUUAAUAAAAAUAUUUUAGGCUCUCAUACAAGUUUAUUGGCUUCAAAUGAAAAAAAUGGAAAAUUAGAUUUGGAUCGUUUUCCGCCAGGAUGGGAAGUUGCUUUAACUUCAGAUGGUGUUCGCUACUAUAUUGAUCAUAAUAAUGGGCGUACACAUUGGAUUCAUCCCCUGGCACCAGAAAAUUUGGCAACGGGAUGGACAAAAAUUUUUGAUAAAAUACAUGGAGUUGUUUAUUACAAUCAUAUCGAACGUCGUUCACAAUUUGAACAUCCCGGUUUUUCUGCUUCCACAACUCUUUCUGUUUCUUUGCUUCCAACUAUACAUGGAUCGUCUUCCGUUCAAUUUACAGAAGAUCAACAAAAUAAAGAAAAAAUAAGAAAUCAACUAAAAAAUGAAAAGCAAAAAAAUUAUAAAAAUAUUGGUUUGGAAGAGAAAGAAGACAAUGAAACAUUAAAAGAUGAUAUAAUUAAUAAUGAAGAUGUGCCUGAUUGGUUAAAACUUUAUUCUUUAGCUCCUUCAAAUGCUGAUCAUUUACUUAAUUUUAAUUUGUUUAAACUGAGCCAUCUUGAAAUUUUUGAUAGAAAAAUAAUGAAACUUUACAAAUCUGAAGUUUUAAAUAUUGUAAGAAAAUAUGAUAAAGCAAUGUCUGAAGUUGAUGGAGAAUUAAUGAAUCGACGUAGAAAACAAUUUACUCCUAUAUAAAUUUUUAAAUACUUAAAAAAAUGCAUUUUUGUGCUU